GAAAAAUGAAAGAAAAAUGAAUUAUGUGUUUAUCAAUCGUACUUGCCUUUGAUGAGCCACGCAGAUUUGAAAACAGUGGUGACACGAUUAUGAAAUUAUAAAAGCGCAGAAUGCUUUGGAAGUUAUUUACUGAAAUUAUUAUACUUUAUGUGAUAACUACAAAUAUUUCUCUUGGUUCUUCUUAUUUCAAUCAUAAGAAUUAUGAGUGUAUAUUAGCAUCAAAAACUCCUUAUAGAUGUGUAGCUAAUUAUGAUGAUUCAGAACUGGAAAAUUCAGAUUGCGAGGAGAAAAAAAUUUGGUUAAUUCUGCGUCAUGGGACACGAUAUCCAGGCAAGAAGUACAUACCUCGUAUGAUAGAUGAAUUGCCACGAUUGCAACAUAUAAUAUUAAAAAAUUAUGAAGACCAUGCAAUAAAUCUCUCAGCUGAUGUUGCAGCUUUCUUUAAGCAAUGGAAAUUACAAAUUACUCAACGUGACGUGAUGAAAUUGGCACCAGAAGGGGAGAAUGAAAUGAUUGAUCUUGGAGAAAGAUAUCAGGCAAGAUUCCCAUCUCUGAUGCCAGAAAUGUAUAGCAAUCAAACCUACAAAUUUAGAUUUACUUCCACUCAACGUACAGAAGAGAGUGCAAGACAUUUUGCUGUUGGUUUAUUUGGUUGGCGUAAUAGUAAAAAUGUUCUGUAUCCAGAACCAGUGUAUCGAGAUCGAGUGAUAAGAUUUUACAAAGCUUGUCCUCGAUGGCGCAAAGAAGUUGACAAGAAUUUUAAUUCAACACUAGAAAAGAUAAAAUUUUUGAACAGCACAAUUGUAAGAGAUAUGUUAAAUAAUAUUAAAAAUCGUAUUGGCUGCAAUAUCAAUUAUGAAACUGCUCAUUUGAUGUAUAUAAUGUGUGCCUUUGAAACUGCUUGGAACCAUAGUACAGUAUCUCCCUGGUGUCUAGUAUUUUCAUUAAAUGAUUUCAAGGUCUUUGAAUAUGCGGAAGAUCUAGAAUUGUAUUGGACUGAUGGGUAUGGCUACUCACUGACCUAUGAACAAGCAUGCCCUGCCUUAAAGGAUAUGUUUGACUUCUUUAAAUCCAAGGAUGGGGUAAAAACAACCGCUUAUUUUACACAUUCCGGAACAAUUUUGAAAUUAUUGGCUUUACUUGGAGUAGCUAAAGAUACGCAUCCUUUAAUGCAUAAUUCCUUGGUAUUAGACAAAGAAGAUAAAAGAGUAUGGAGAACCAGUAUGAUUGAUGCGUUUGCAUCUAACAUGGCAUUCGUUUUAUAUGAUUGUGCAUCCUAUGGACCAAGUAUUCUAUUCAUGCUUCAGGAACGACCACUGUAUUUGCCGGGCUGUCCAAUAGGUAUACCGUGUCCAAUAUCUAUUAUGAAAGAGAUAUAUCCAGAUCUUGACGAGGAAUGCCAGUUUGACGUCAUGUGUCACGUAAAACAUGAAAACAAAAAUUGACAAUGCUUUUCGUAGAUAAAUUCUUUUAUUUAGAUAAAUUUUGAAUGAAAAUAUAUAAAAAUAAUUUAUUCUUUAAAACAAUUUUCUUAAAUAUAGAAGUUUCACUGAAAAGUAUUUUAACACACUUAUUGAUGAAUGUAGAAUCUAUUUUUGAAAGAUAAAAAAA
This is a messenger RNA of Linepithema humile (Argentine ant), 1611 nucleotides long. NCBI's taxonomy places the organism in Eukaryota, Metazoa, Arthropoda, Insecta, Hymenoptera, Formicidae. The record is from RefSeq and is a predicted model, not a curated record.